UGCGGGCUGGGGGAUCUGUCUGUCUGCCCGGGCGUUUGCGAGGACGCGAUUAGCUCUAAGGAGCACUGUCCGCGACCGGGAAAGAGGAGGAGGAGGAGAAGGUGGAGGAGGAGUGCAACGCUGGCAGCAUGAGCGAGUGGAACUAGCAAAGCACCGUCAGUCCGCAGAGGAGAGGGGGAGGAGGCACUGCCCAGGCCAGCCCGUGGGCGCCGAUCAGCGCGGGCCAUCUCGGCCGGCAGCAGUGCCUUCUAAGCAAAAAAGCCCCCCGCGGCCCGGGCUGCAGCGGUCAGACGGAUGCCAAGGCCACACGGUAGGCACGCGGACAGCCGCUGCAGUCGCCGUCCCACGCGGGCUUCGGACCUCAGGGCUUGCCGCCAUAAUUUUAAAUGAAUCACCAAACAUUUCAUCAAAUUGAAGCCCAGUUGAUACAGUCAGCUAAGAUCAUCUUCUUCAACUGAGCCAACAGUCAUCCCAUCAGAACAAAACAAAAACAAAAAAACAUCGCAUUUGUUUGGACCUGUUGAAGAGCUGGUUGCAGCUCUCUGAUCAUGUGCUUUGUCCUAUUGGACAUAUGAAGUAAUUGAGAAGAAGCAGCGAACGCCAUCAUCAUAGCCAAGACAGCAUGGAUCAGCCAUUUACCGUCAGUUCUCUGAAAAAGUUGGCUGCUAUGCCUGACCACACAGAUGUUUCUCUCAGCCCUGAAGAGCGAGUCCGCGCACUCAGUAAACUCGGCUGUAACAUAACCAUCAGCGAAGAUAUCACUCCCCGCCGCUACUUUAGAUCUGGAGUAGAAAUGGAGAGGAUGGCGUCUGUGUAUUUGGAAGAAGGAAACUUGGAGAAUGCUUUUGUCCUUUAUAAUAAAUUUAUAACCUUGUUUGUGGAAAAGCUUCCCAACCAUCGAGACUACCAGCAAUGUGCAGUGCCCGAAAAGCAGGAUAUUAUAAAGAAACUCAAGGAGAUUGCAUUCCCAAGGACAGAUGAAUUGAAAAAGGACCUUUUAAAGAAAUAUAACAUAGAGUACCAAGAAUAUUUGCAAAGCAAAAACAAAUACAAAGCUGAAAUUCUCAAGAAGCUGGAACAUCAGCAGUUGAUAGAGGCGGAAAGGAAGCGAAUUGCGCAGAUGCGCCAGCAGCAGCUGGAAUCAGAACAGUUUCUGUUUUUUGAAGAUCAACUCAAGAAGCAAGAGUUAGCUCGAGGUCAGAAUCAGGAAAGCCCUGCCUUGUCGGAGCAGGUUGAUGGGAGUGCUUUGUCCUGCUUCUCUGCACGCCAGAACAACACCUUGCUGAAUGUCCUUGCAGAUCAGCCCAAUAAAAGUGAUGCAACCAAUUUCGCCAGCAACUCUCCUCCGGUAAACAGGGCCUUAAAGCCAGCUGCAACUCUAAGUGCUGUUCAGAAUUUAGUAGUUGAAGGACUGCGAUGUGUAGUUUUAUCACGAGAUCUUUGCCACAAAUUUCUGCUGCUGGCAGAAUCUAAUACAGUGAGAGGAAUAGAAACCUGUGGAAUACUUUGUGGAAAACUGACACAUAAUGAAUUUACUAUCACCCACGUAAUUGUGCCAAAGCAGUCUGCAGGACCAGAUUACUGUGACAUGGAGAAUGUAGAAGAAUUAUUUAAUGUCCAGGAUCAACAUGAUCUCCUCACUCUGGGCUGGAUCCAUACACACCCAACCCAAACUGCAUUCCUGUCCAGCGUUGAUCUUCAUACUCAUUGCUCCUAUCAGCUCAUGUUGCCAGAGGCGAUUGCCAUUGUUUGUUCACCAAAGCAUAAAGACACUGGCAUCUUCAGGCUCACCAAUGCAGGCAUGCUUGAGGUUUCAGCGUGUAAAAAGAAGGGCUUUCACCCACAUACCAAGGACCCUAGGCUGUUCAGUAUAUGCAAACAUGUGUUGAUAAAAGACAUAAAAGUUAUUGUGCUGGAUCUGAGGUGAUGCGUUACGAAGAUUAGUGUGAUCAUCGACUCUGGACAACUACCCAUGGAAAUGUGGCUUCUGGGUUUUCUUAAGAUGUUUCCAGAAAUUACUGAGAUUUUAUAUUUAUACAUUUUAGAUCAGAAAGUUUGAUAUUUAUUGCUCCUGUACAUUCUGGAGUUUUCUUUUUGAGUUGUUCUGUCUCAAGAGAGGUCAUAAUGGUGUUGAAUCAAAACCUAUUAAUGUACCCAAAUACUAGGGCCAGAUAAUAAAUUGUGCUACAGACAA
This is a messenger RNA of Sorex araneus (European shrew), 2194 nucleotides long. It is a transcript of the gene STAMBPL1, whose product is annotated as STAM binding protein like 1. The transcript is spliced from 12 exons. Gene Ontology annotation, cellular component: membrane; endosome. Gene Ontology annotation, molecular function: protein binding; K63-linked deubiquitinase activity; metal-dependent deubiquitinase activity. Bases 623 to 1927 code for a protein of 434 amino acids. Lineage: Eukaryota; Metazoa; Chordata; Mammalia; Eulipotyphla; Soricidae. Gene Ontology annotation, biological process: protein K63-linked deubiquitination. The record is from RefSeq and is a predicted model, not a curated record.